CUCCAUCAGCGCCUCUGAGGAUAUUCUACAAGACGCUGCGUAUCUCUUGUGCAGCUGGACGCAUCGCAUCUACGCAAAUGACGGUGGUUGCGGGACGUUUACGCCAAUGACAAAUGCACUUGGGGAAUAUUUGUUUUAAUAAAUCAGACAACACUUAUAGAGAUAACAUAUUUACGGAAUGUUUCUCUAAACGGACCACAUUUCUAUUUGCGCCAGAAUGGGCAUGUAAAAGGUAGCUGCAUACGCACUUAUGGAUUCUUGCUGGAGAUCAUUCUCGGGGCUUUACGGUAAAUUCUGCCUCUCAAGUUUGUCUACGUUGAAUGUUACAGCAGCAAACCUACUACUACGCCUUGGGAGUUGUGAUGGGGAAAAGUUAUCCAGAAGUUUGAGUAUAACUUGGAAAUAACAACAUACGAAACUACAAAGAGCAAAACAAACACUUAAUCGCGACAGUUUCCUUGUUGUGUUUCACCUGGAGCCUGGUUGCCUGGCGACAGUGGUCACAGACCUUAUUCAGAGCAGCGCCAUGACAGGUGUGUCGUGGUCCAGAAACCUUAUGGCUAGUCCUGAGAAGAAUGCAGCUCAAAGGUGGAGAAAAUGUGUGGACACCGUGCUGUGCGACCUUACUGAGGAUCAGCUGAAAUCUAUCAAAAACAACAGUGACGAGCGUGACUUUUUCAUUGUACAUCAUCUAGCAGACCUGAAGGAGGGAGCCAUUCCUCCUCUCAUUCAUGGCACACCUAUCACCUGCAAAGUGGAAAACAUGGAGCGAUACACUACCCGCUCCAAGGUAAAUGUGUGCACUUUGUACACAGUCCGUUUGACACAUGGUGAGUUCACAUGGACAGUGAAAAAAAAGUACAAGCACUUCCAGGAGCUCCACAGAGACCUGUACAAACACAAAGUGUUGCUACAGCUCUUGCCUCUGGGGAGAUUUGCCAUUCAGAGACAACAGCUGGCAGGUUUGACAGAGGACAUGCCGACUUUACACGGAACUGAUAGAAUCAGGAGAACGUCCAGCAAACUGAAAUAUCUGGAGGAAUAUUUAAACAACUUGCUAGAGAACACCUUCUACAGGAACUUUCAUGGGCUGUUAGACUUCUUGGCAAUCAGUCCGCUGUCCUUCAUCAGAGACCUUGGACCCAAAGGCCUAGAAGGCUAUAUUCUGAAACGGUCCGGGGGUCACCGAAUCCAGGGGCUCAACUGUAUCGGACACCAUCAGUUCUGCUUCCGCUGGUCCCGUCGCUGGCUUGUGGUGAAGGAUUCAUUCCUCCUGUACAUGUCCAGAGAUCCCGGCAAUGUGUCGUUUGUACUGCUAUAUGACCCUGAGCUGAAGGUGUUGGUUGGACGUGUUUACACUGAUACUAAGUAUGGCGUCUGCAUCGAGAACUUCAGCAGGAAGCUGGUGAUUAAGUGCAGUAGCUACAGGCAGGCCCAAUGGUGGAGUCAUGAGAUUCGGCGUCUCUCUGAGCCAUGUGAUUUCCUCCAGACCCAUCGGUUCGAAGGCUUUGCCCCACCCAGGCCGGAGACCCUCACAAAGUGGUAUGUUAAUGGGAAUGGCUAUUUCUCAGACCUGGCUGAUGCACUGGAACAGGCCAAGGAGGAGAUCUUCAUCACUGAUUGGUGGCUCAGUCCAGAGGUUUUCCUCAAACGUCCAGCUACAGGAACAUACUGGCGCCUGGACAAGAUUCUCAAACGCAAAGCAGAACAGGGAGUGAAGGUGUGUGUGUUGUUGUAUAAGGAGGUGGAACUGGCUCUGGGUAUCAAUAGCGGCUACAGCAAGAGAACAUUAAUGAACAUCCACCCCAAUAUUAAGGUGAUGCGUCACCCUGAUCAUGUUUCCUCAGUUGUGUUCCUCUGGGCUCAUCAUGAGAAAAUGGUAGCCAUCGACCAAUCAGUGGCCUUCGUGGGUGGGUUGGAUCUUGCGUUUGGGAGGUGGGAUGACAGCGACUAUAGGCUGAGUGAUCUGGAACCCCCAAAACCAGCCACUCAUGCAGAGGCAGGCCCAGAGUCUGAUACUGUGGAUGGCCCUGCAGUUCCUCUGACAGUAUCUGCGUCAGAGUGUGAGGAUGAAGUCGAUCUGAGCUGUAAUGCCCUCUUGUGGCUGGGAAAAGAUUACAGCAACUUUAUCAAGAGAGAUUGGACACAGCUGGAUCAGCCCUAUCAAGACAAUGUUGACAGGACUCAGGUGCCACGCAUCCCCUGGCGAGACCUGGGUGCAGUGCAUCAUGGGAAAGCAGCCAGAGAUCUUGCACGACACUUCAUCCAGCGCUGGAACUUCACCAAGAUCUUUAAGAACAAAUACAAGGAUGACUUCUACCCGUACCUACUGCCGAAAUCUCACUGCACAGCAAAUAAGCUGCCAUUCACAAUGCCUGGUGUCACAAAUGCCUCUGUACAGGUUCUUCGUUCUGUCGAUCGCUGGUCUGCUGGCACAUGUGAACAUUCAAUCCUCAAUGCCUAUAUACAUGUUAUUGAGAACAGCGAGCAUUACAUUUAUCUAGAGAAUCAGUUCUUCAUCAGCUGCUCAGAUGAGAAGAAUGUACACAACACCAUUGGGGAUGCCAUUGUCAAACGGAUCCUACGGGCUCACAGUGAGGGGAAGAAGUACAGGGUGUUUGUUGUAAUUCCCCUGCUGCCCGGCUUUGAGGGAGACAUCAGUCAGGGAGGAGGAAACGCCAUUCAGGCUAUACUUCACUUCACCUACAGAACGAUUAAUCGAGGAGAACAGUCCAUUCUUUCAAGAUUAAAGGAACAAAUGCAGGAAGAAUGGACACAGUAUAUCUCUCUGUGUGGUCUGCGCACACACACUCAGCUCGGCCAAUCCCCUGUUACAGAGCUCAUCUAUGUCCACAGCAAAGCCCUUAUCGCUGACGACCGUUGCUACAUCAUAGGGUCAGCCAACAUCAAUGACAGGAGCAUGCUGGGCAGUCGUGACAGUGAGCUGGCAGUGCUGGUUGAGGAUGAGGAAAGAGUUCCCUCAGUCAUGAACGGAGAGGAGUACCAGGCUGGACCACUAGCACUCGCAUUACGAAAGGAGUGCUUCAGUGUACUUCUCGGAGCAAAAUCCGACCCAACUCUGGACAUCGAUGAUCCGAUCAGUGAUCAUUUCUUCAACAAUGUUUGGAACAAAAUCGCCCAAACCAAUGCCGUCAUCUAUGAGAAGGUCUUCCGAUGUCUUCCCCUGGACUCCAUCCGUAACUUGCGCGAGUUGCUGGGGAACGCGAACACGGAGAAUCUCAGUCUUACCGACCCGGAGAAAGCCAGAGAAGAAUUACAGGCCAUCCAGGGCAUUCUGGUCCAUUUUCCGCUACAUUUCCUUUGUGAGGAGUACUUGCUCCCGUCACUUAAGAGCAAAGAAGGAAUGGUUCCUAUGGAAGUGUGGACGUAGCAGGGAAAAGCAUCAAAUAGUUUGAAGUGUGCCAGUGAAACAGGAUUUCAGAGUUUAAAAUAUCACACAUCGGCUAACUAAGCUAUAAGCUGCUGCCACACUUUUUUGUCUAAUUAUGUUUGGACUAACGUAAUGGUAGGAAAUGUUAACUCUGAACACUAACCCAAAUACAGUGUAGAAACACAUGCUGAUCUUAUAUAAGAAGAUAAAUGCGUUUGUUAGGAGAAUCACACGGUGCAGUUGCUAAUUUUAUGAAGAUACAAUGAAAUAACAUCAGUCUUCUCCCCAAAUGCCCAUUACGGCCACAGAUGUCAUGAUCUGAGUAUUUAAGAUGGCCGAGGAUGUAAAGUGCUGCAUAUUAUCGAGGAUAAAAUGAGGAACAAGAAACGGAAAGAAGAGAAAACAAGGCGAGAGAGAGGGUAUUUUUGAUGACUAAGGAACAGAACGUACAUUUAUUGUUGUGAAUGUGUGUGGGUGGCAAGCAUUGCUUUACCUUCUUUUCCCUCUCUCUUUAUUUCUUUCUUUCGUGCACUACACCUCUCAAUGCAGUGGCAGCAAAUCUGUCAGAACAUUUGUGGUUGUUAUGGUGACUGUUAUAAAGAGCUGACUUGGUCUUGGCUUCUGAGAGAGCGAUAGAGAAAACGAAAGAAAGAGAGAGGAAGAAUCAGGAAUAAAUAGACAAACCGUAAAAACAGGGAUAACUGUGGGUGCUGGCGUACUUGGUAAGGGAACAUUAUGUAAUGUUUUUUGAAACAGGUAGGGGGGAGUGUUACGGAGCGGGGAUCAGGUGGGGCAUCAAACAUGGUGAGAUAUUCAGGGGGAGUCUCUCAGCUCAACAUUUAUCACCAACCACCUCAUCUCCAUGACAACCAGAAGAAAUUAUUGUUAUGUAAUUAUGUCAGCGGCCCAGAAGGUUCCACUUUGGGUUUUUUGAAGGGGGUGUCGAGAGCACACUGGAGACCAGAAAAGCAAAGCUAAUUUUGUCAAUGCCCCACUUUGUAAAUGAUUAGUAAUCUGCCCAUGUAAUGCUGUAGAAUGUUGUAGGUGACUUUACCUGCACUAGAAGAGAAUGUUUUUGGGUUUGACCACUGAUGACACAAUCAUUAAUAUACUGUAACAUUCUAAUUAUAUCAAGCAGGCAACUUUAUGAACUGACAAUUAUGUUAAAAAAUCACUGCUUUUGCACAUUUUUAUACUUUUUAUGUAUAUACAAUUGAUUUUAUUUAGAAAGCAUUCUGAGCUCACAAACUAAUACUUAAAUUAAUAUUGGCUAACACUAUGUGUUUUCACUGCUUCUGAAUGUCUACUAUAGACAGCUAGUAUAGACGGCAUAUUGAAUUUUCUUCAGAUGAAAACGAGGUUAUAAAGGGCAGACUUGUAGUUUUUACAACUGCUUGCUUUUUAUAAAGGUCCUAGAGAUCACAUGUCAUUUUCAAAAGUCACUUUCAAAAAUGUUUUAUGGUGUAUUUGGCUACAUGUAUGACAUGUAUUUUUGGAUUGACUAUAAAUGCAAUAUGAUAGUUGUCUGAAAGCAAUUGAGCAAUCCGUUAUUUUCCUUUCUGUUCUCCAUCUGAAUAAAUACACCAUUCACUUCA
Messenger RNA from Pimephales promelas (fathead minnow), 4986 nucleotides. It is a transcript of the gene pld2, whose product is annotated as phospholipase D2. Gene Ontology annotation, molecular function: phosphatidylinositol binding; D-type glycerophospholipase activity. The record is from RefSeq and is a predicted model, not a curated record. Gene Ontology annotation, biological process: regulation of vesicle-mediated transport; phosphatidic acid biosynthetic process; phospholipid catabolic process. Gene Ontology annotation, cellular component: intracellular membrane-bounded organelle; plasma membrane region. NCBI's taxonomy places the organism in Eukaryota, Metazoa, Chordata, Actinopteri, Cypriniformes, Leuciscidae.